This is a messenger RNA of Marchantia polymorpha subsp. ruderalis, 2264 nucleotides long. The record is from the annotation of a GenBank genome assembly. Lineage: Eukaryota; Viridiplantae; Streptophyta; Marchantiopsida; Marchantiales; Marchantiaceae.
CAGAGCUCAGGCGUAGCUCAUCUAUACGCUGGACUCGCUGGCCAAUACAAUCAAAGCACCAAGCUUUGAUUGGGAUCCCAUGAGAAGCGGCAAAAAUCUGCGGCCGAGUCUACAAAGAUUUACACAUCGAAUCUUGUCUUUCGGAACGGAAAACUCUCGAGUCUUCGGUGAUGAGGGCUUGGAGCAAUUCCAGCCCGCGCUGCCUUCAUGCUCAUCGUAACUCCCUGGGAGUCAGAUCAUUCGGAGUUUGGUUCCUAGGAUUUAGGUUGUGUUCGGUCGAAAUGGCUCGUUCCGUUCGAAUUCGUGUCGCGGCGAAAAUCGGACAGUAAUUGAAAUUGAAUGAGCGAUAAAUGUUGAACGAGGACGAAACAAGAUAUGGGAAAGAGGAAUUGGCUGGUAUUCACGCACGCCGCCAACCAUCGCGACCAUGUGCUUGCCGGAGAGGCCAUAGAUCACAUGCAGGAUAAUCUGGAUGCCGAUACGAACGUGUUCUCGAUCUACUUUGGUCCGACGCUAAAAUCCGUGGCGACCCUGACACACAUCCGGCACGACGAAAGAUUACUCAUCGCAGCGCUGCCGAACGAAUCGGUCGACACAGCUCUCGCGAACACGUGCGAGUUCACCAAAACCCUGCACAAACUUCUGUGGGAGUUGAGCGAGCGCAUCGAGGGCGUGUGCGUCUGGAGCCACGGCUCGGGAGGAAGCGGAAUCGGGGUCUGGAAGCGAUGGAAGAUGCCAUUCAUGUCGUGCGUCGAUCUGGUCCGAACCGUCAUUCGACCCUUCAAACCGCGCAUCGUUUGCUUCGAUGCCUGUUACCAAGGGAGCAUGUCCUGCCUGUACGAGCUGGUGGGCGCGACUGACGUCGUGGUCGCCUCGCCGGGAUUCCAUCCCUACUGCUCGCUGCUGUGGACCGCAGCGUUCGGGGAGUUGUCCAAGGUCGGCCACAGGAAGCGCGACUUCGAGAAGUACGCGCACGAGAUCGCCUGUCAAUGGCACGCCAUGACGGCCGUCUACUACAAGUGCCUGCUGGUGUUCGACAUGGCCGUGAUUCCGGACGUGGCUGCUGCCAUCAAGCAGCACUGGGAUGAGCUUGUGUUCGACGACAGGUCGCAGAUCGACCAGGAGGAUCCCAACCUCCACGACGUUAGCAUUGCCUUCAGAAACAAUCCUUCCAUCCAGAAUUUGAUCGAGAAGAGCAUUUCGCAGUACACGCGCCAUUGCCUCAAAUGCCGAGGCACCUGCACUCGCUGGGUCAAUGGGCCCAGCAUGGAAGCCCGCUUGUUGAGGAAAUGGCAGGCGCCUUACACUCAGACGGCCUGGUAUCGCCACAUCCGCGGCAAACCAGGAUUCCACGACGCCAGGCUCAUUUCUUCCCAUCGCCAGAGUAGGGCAUCCUCCAAACGCGAUGAAGACCACGCUCACCGACAAUUCGCUCGACCUAACUGUCUCGUCGAUGGAUACACCUCUCUGAUCCGCCGACUUUCUCGGUCCUGAUCGCAGUUUGUACAUUACUAGCUCCAGACAAGGCUUUCGUUUCAGUAUCGGCAUUGCGUUCCUUCGAGGCUCGGAGCGACUCGAGACUUGUGGCCAUGGUGAACCAGAACCAAGUCCAGAUUCGACGAGGAACGCAUGGCCGCUAAGCUUGAUCAGAGAUCAGACGAGAUCGUUUGGAGGAAGUUUUGAUCCGAGCUCAAGAGCAACCGAGGCUUGCUUCUGGACACGGUAAUGUACUUCUUUUCAACUCUUCUGAAAAGUGAGAUGUUACAUUGACCAGAUUCGAGAUUCCUGGAAUCCAGCGCAUCUAAACUAAACUCUUUUUGGCACUAUUUUCAUUUCUUCAGUAUAUUUCGGCCUGGAGCUUUAGAUUCUCUAAUCUUACCGGACAUAUUGCACAUGAGAAUAUUCCGGGCGGAUAAUACUUCCGAUCUCAUCUGCACCGUCUCGAAGUAGUCACAAGCCAGUAGUCAACAAACAAAUUAACAAUCUAACAAAAAGUAGCCAACAAAUUGAAAGCGGUGUUUCGUUACUUCCAUGUGAUCCUUGCACCUGAAACAAGUCGCUCAUGUAAAUGUUGUACAACACGAUUCACUUUUUUGUCGACCAGGUAAAGUGAGUGUAUAUCGUGCCUGUAAUAACUCACUUUUUUGUCGACCAGGUAAAGUGAGUGUAUAUCGUGCCUGUAAUAAUUCAGAAUACUUCAUAACUCGAUCCCGUUUGGUAAUCCCUAAACGAACGAGGUUAUUCAACGGGAUCUCCUCCUACCG